Messenger RNA from Egretta garzetta (little egret), 9785 nucleotides. It is a transcript of the gene PRDM10, whose product is annotated as PR/SET domain 10. Lineage: Eukaryota; Metazoa; Chordata; Aves; Pelecaniformes; Ardeidae. The record is from RefSeq and is a predicted model, not a curated record. Gene Ontology annotation, cellular component: nucleus. Gene Ontology annotation, molecular function: protein binding. The coding region runs from base 5010 to 8618 and encodes 1202 amino acids. The transcript has 24 exons.
CCCCAUCACCUUGAGGUGCCAGGAUGGGGCGUGUGUGGAUAGGCUCACCGGCGGGCAGAGCGGGACUGGGCCGCUGGGUUGGGGCCCUCUGCUGACUCCCACCGCGUGAGGUGGUUCUGCCCGUCGAAGGCCUGGAGGAAAGGCCUGCCUGUGAGCAGAAGCGGCUUCUGCAAGGGAAAGCUGUGGCAUUUGCCGCUGCCCUGCUAGUGUUGGUCUUUGUGCCAGCUGAGGUGGUUGCCCAUGCCAAAUACGCCCAUUCUUGUGGUCUGAGAUACGGGUAUAGCAGGUGGCUGUUGGAUCUUGUGGACCUCUUGCUGCUGAGGUUUUGGUGGUGAGUUGCUGUGUCCACAGCAACAGUUAAAAAACUCUUAAUGGGAGCUUGUUAAGUUGGAAAGGAAAAAUGAGGUCCUGGUGCUUUGUCUUUCAGAACUACUCACCCUAAAGGGACAACUCGCCCUUUAUAGGGUUAGUUUCCCUGCAUGAGACACUUAAGCUAUGGACAGUCACCUCUUGCCUCUCCUUGCAGCUCUUCAGAAGGGGUCUGUAGAUCAGGGUUAAAAGCCUGGUUUAGGCUGCUGAGCUUCAUAGUCCUGAGAGCAAGAAGAAUGGUUGGUAUUUGCGCUGUGCUUUCUGUACACUGGCCUGCCUAGCGUAUUACUGAUAUGUUCAUGGUUCUUGCAGGCUGUUAAAGAAUGAGCAAGCACAAAGCUGGGUAUCUAUAAGAUGCAGUUCAAUGUUUCUCUUUCAAAGUUUACAUGAGAAUAGAGGCUCUGCUGAACUUUAGCUUUCUUUUACAUUUUAAUAAUUCUAAUAAUUCUUUUUUUUUCCUUUCUAUUGGUUGAGUGAGAUGAUGAAAUGCUAAUGAAUCAUCAACUGAUUUUACAAGAGGGUUCUUUGAGCCUUUUGGUUGAAAUAAAAUGAUUGGCAGUCUCAAGCCUUCUAAUGCCUUCAUUUCCAAGAGAGAAAAAAAAAAGUAAGAGGGUGUAUUUCUCCAGUCAGUCCUUAAAUGGAGAACUUCUCUCCUGAAUUGUGGUGAUGUUUUUGGCACUUUGCUAUAUGCAUGCUUCUCUUGUGUGUUAGGUGUUUAACAUGAAGACAGCUUUAUCACCGUGGCUACGGGACGAGAUAUCGAUGUAGUUGUUAUUAUCUGAUGGAAUAAUUGACAAUUUGUUUUUAGAGAGUGAUGGGUAUGUGUUGUCGCUCGCUCUCCUCUGGCACCCUUACUGGUAACCUGCAAAGAAAAUCCCUGCAUGAGCUCUCUUGGGGUAAUUUGCUCUGCAGCCAGCAGCUACUUCCAGUGUGUGUCUGACCACCUGCAGCUGCAGUCAGCUGUGUAAACUGAAUUUUAAUUGACUUGUAAGUGUGGCUAAUUAUGGGGGCUGUUUUAGUAUUGUGAAUUUUGUUUUGACUUAAACAUGAGAUUGGGUCUAUUUGUCACUUUUAUUUCGAGUUAGUAAAACACGCGGAAAUAGGAGUUGGGUUGUAGCCCUUAACUGGCGUUAUAUGUUAGGUCCCCACCUGGUUUAAUGUACAGAUAGCCUAAUUUGUGCUCUGUGGCCUGCAGUACUUCAGAGAAGCAGCUAUUCUGAAAGAGAUAAGUUGUGGUUUGUUUCUUUUUUUUUUAAUGUGCAGAAACAAGGUAGUUUGGUUUGUUUUUUUUUUUUUUUGAAUUCUAAGAGCUUGAAGUAGAGGGGUGAUGUAAUUCAGAGGAGGGAUGCAGAGAGGUGGGAGAGGAAGGGAGGGGAACAACCUCCUUGUGUUGCUCUUGUAGGAAGAGAAACAACCCCCUUCUCUAAUGGACGGUAGCUUUGGGAAGAGUUGCCUGAGCGGGAGAUGGGAUAGGAGACAAAAGGUGGCUGGAGGGGAGUGGAGGGAUGCGGUUGUCUUGGGAAGGUUUUUGUUUUCCUUCAGUAAAACCUGAGCGUGCCUUCUUGCAGGUUGUGUACGCAGCACUGUAGCACAGUUUUGAUAUGGGCCUUUUAUUUUCCUUUUUUGUCAUGUUGUGCUCUAAAUACUUGUUUUCUUGCUUAUUGUGCUUCUCCCUCUAUCAUUUGUAAACCAAAUUAUUUAAGUAGACAGGGUCAUUGCCUCCAGCAGCUGGAGCCUGAGAAUUGCAGUGUACGAUGGCAACAGACAAUGAUAUCAUAGGGACCUCGGAGUAUGAAACGUUUGGAAGAAGAUGAUGUGAAGAACGUGGUCACGUGUUCAGGAAGCUGAGGAUGGGAGGAAGAAAUGAGUUGCUGGAGUGGGUAUGCAGAUGCUGAGCACAUGGGGAGAGAGGUGACCAGGAGCAUGUGUGUAUAUGGAAGCCUAAUUAACUCGCCUCUGAAGGACAAACACUGUGAGAAAUGCUCGUUUGUACGAGAAUUGGGACUAAACAGAGGCGUCCUUAGAGAGGGAGCUGUGUCUAUGUGCUAGUCCCCUGGGAGGGUGGUUAACCUCUUCUCUUGGGGCUCACUUGGAGUGCUUGAUCAUCUCCAGCGUUUUGUGGUAGAAACAGACUUUCAGCUCCUUACCUGAUAACUUUGUGAGAGAACACUUGCAGCAGGCUGUCAGGCUCUCCCCUUUAGUGCUUGGGCGCUGUCCCUUUAGGGAAAGGACUGCAUGACACGGUGGACAUAAUAGCAGAGGACUGGCCUUGGAGAUCUAAAAGAUCUCUUCCAGCUCAUUAUUGCUUUGGUGAUGGAUAAGGAUAUAGAUAGGUCAAUUCAUUAUGCACAAUUUGAGUAAAAAGUGAGUUUGUGUUUGGCUGAGCUCUUCUAUUUAUUACGCGACCAAAUAAAUUGAAGCCAUUUUUCCUUUUGUGGAAAUAAAUAAUCUUAGCUGCCCCAGCCCUAUGUGUGAUUUCCAUUUUUAACUCACCAGUAAAACAUAAAUAUUGUGGUUAUAUAUUACCUGAUUAUUAAUGUUCAGGCAAAAUGCACCAGAGCCAGAGUUCCUUGAAACAAUAUGUGCUUUUGAUGGAUGAGAAUGCAGAGGAGGAGACGGCAGUCGUGACUCAGUCCUCAAUGAGGUUAGAAACCUUCUUGCUGCAAUGAAAGCGUGUUCUUGCCAAGGGAUCUCAGGAAAUGCACCGGCUCUGCCUUCUAGGCAAGCUGGGGUAAUUAACUUAAGUGUGGGAUAUAGCUUCUUGCAGACACAUGUGAUGUUCCUUUUGAGCAUAAUAAAUCAUUUCCAUAUUAAAAGCUGGAGGAAGACCCGUAGUCGUAAAAACCCCUUUCGUAACAAUUCUUGCUGUCCUUGCAUAUGGUUGGCGGUGAAAAAGAGUGGUCAGUGAGCUCAGUACUUAAAGGAUUAAGCUAAUAGCCCCUGCUAUUAUUGCUGCAGGGAACCCCAAUCUAUAUGCAAGCCUCUUUUACACUGGGGAGUAAAUCACAUUAGUUGUUUUAUGCACCAUUAUGGUAAAGUGGAUUCUCAUUUGAGAUACUGCAGGGAGGUGGACUCUUCCCCUUGCCUGGCUUUGAUAUUCCCCCACUUUUCUCAUGCCAGAGAAGGGACAAAAAGGAAUGUUGGCAGCCCCUGGCUCGGGUGCUUUCUCAGCAGAAUGUCCCUAAUUAGACUCAGAGGGGUUGCUGCAGAUGAAGUCCCCAGAGUUUUUAUCUGUGUAUCUUCUUACAUAGUCCCAGCAUCGAAAAAAAUUGUCAUUCCUUAAUAGCAAGUAUGCCAAGAAAAUGUGGCUACUGUUGAUCCUUUUUUUUUAAAUUUUUUCAGGUGAUGCUUUUCUCUGAAUUUCAGAGCUGAGCUUUCCUUUGAAGCGCCGUGUGAGUUCACGAUAUUCAACUUGCGUCAAAAAUUCUUACACGCCAAAUAGAAAAAAAAAAAAGAACAGUGGCUCUGCUGUUAUUGGAGGUUUUCUCUUAAAGCACCGUUUGCUCCCACUCCCUAGGUGUUCGGGCCCAUAGGUGCCACCUACAGGGUGACAUGGUGUGGGUGCUGUGAUGGCUGAGGGUGGGGUGUCUUCUGCUGAGGACAGCAAGGCUAAUGAGGACGUUGCUGUUGGAUGGUGAAUGAGGUGCUUUGCCCCUGAGCGGUGCUUUCUCAUCCUCCGGAGCUGAAUGCAGCGAAUGGGGAAAGCUGCUGAUUUAAUAAUACAGCUUUGGAGAAAACAACGUGCUGCGGGAGCAGGAGAGAGGGGUUGGAGAGCAUCGCGGUGGUCAAAAGGAGUUUUCAAGUGAGAAUUUCCAAAAAGGGGAAGAACUGUUGAGACAAUGACACAAAGACGCUUUCCAGGCAUCGGGUGCUGCAAAGAAGAAGCUUCACUGUUAAUGAGAUUUUUGGAUCGGAUAUAAAAGGCAAGAACUAAAGAGGAAGGCCAUAGGUCUCUGACACCAGCAGGUCCCCAGAGGGUGUUGAGGAAAGGAAGGUAAAUGUGAAUGGCAUACCGAAACGAACCUGUUUUGUCUUGAAGAGGUGGUGCAUUUACUCGCACUUACCUGAUGAGGCAGGCAGCGGGGUAUUAUGGGUGCACAGGCGUGUUUGGGAACACUCGUCCUGCCCUGCGUGUCAUCUCUACUUUGGAUGCUUUCUAGUUGUGGUGAGCACCAGGCUGUUCCUGCACUGAUGAGCCUCGCCGAGAGAUAAGCACAGCUUCCUAACUCUGAGCGUACUUCGACCUGUGAAGAACAUGGCCAUGUCGUAGGGAGCUCAAGGGCAGCACCCAUGGGUGCCGUCUCAGAACUCCAGCAAACACAAGUCAGAAUGUGCUUAUCUUCCACCAGAGUAGAUAUUUUCUGUGCCAGGAUGCGCACCAGAAUUUGGAUAUGACUCUUGAUGCCCAGUUUUGUCUAUUAAAGACCUGUCUGAACCCUUUGGUCUCUUUUCCACUCAAGUUGAAAGGUAUUUGUGCCAAAAUGAGCCUGCAGGAGUGAGUCAGCAUCUUCUUUCAGACCUUCAAUAUCUGCUUGUAUGGAAGCCAUGUUACUGAAGAUCGCCCUGUCUUCUGGAAGUACAAACGCAGUGAACAGAUGAAUCUAUUCAGCCAGACAUUUCUCUGGUAGAUCUCUCUCCUCAUGGAGCAUCACGGCAGGGAGGAGAUGGACUCAAAAGAGGAAAGUCCUCAGGUGUGGGCUGACUCUGCUGAGCAGGAACAGAAUACUGCUCAGGUGCACUUUGUCCCUGAGGGGGGGACAGUGGCACAGAUUGUGUACAGUGAUGAGCAGGACCGUCCCUCGCAGCAGGUGGUCUACACGGCGGAUGGCACCUCCUACACCUCCGUGGACACCUCGGAGCACACGCUUGUUUACAUCCAUCCCGUGGAAGCUACGCAGACUCUGUUUACAGAUCCGUCCCAAGUGGCUUACGUCCAACAGGAUGCCACCACCCAGCAGGUCACUGUGCUCUUGCCUGCUGCUGCUCAGAGCAUGAAUCCCACCAACCUGUCCGUGCUCGGCAACGUUGCCGAAUCCCCCCAGCAAAUGGCUCUGGAGCAGGGUCCACAAGCAGAUAGAGCAUCAUUACCGGUGCAUAACCAGGUGUUACCUCCUAUGGAGGCAGUGGAUGGUUCUGACCCCUUAGCACCUCUGCAGAAUCAAAUGGGAAGGAUGGAGACAAAAGAGGAAGAUGAUGAGGAUGAAGAUGAGGAUGAAGAUGGGGAAGACACUGACGUGGAUGAAUGGGAUCCAGAUCCACCUCGACCCUUUGAUCCCAACGAUUUGUGGUGUGAAGAGUGUAAUAACGCACAUCCCUCUGUGUGUCCAAAACAUGGACCUUUGCAUCCAAUCCCCAACCGGCCAGUGCUGACCAGGGCAAGAGCCAGCCUCCCCUUGGUGCUCUAUAUAGACAGGUUUUUGGGAGGUGUGUUCUCAAAAAGGCGUAUCCCAAAACGCACGCAGUUUGGACCUGUGGAAGGACCCCUGGUUAGACAAACGGAACUCAAAGACUGCUAUAUCCAUUUGAAGGUGUCUCUCGAUAAGGGUGACAGAAAAGACAGAGACUUGCAAGAGGACCUGUGGUUUGAACUUUCUAGCGAGGCUCUCUGUAACUGGAUGAUGUUUGUGCGCCCAGCUCAAAACCAUUUGGAGCAGAACCUGGUAGCGUAUCAGUAUGGCCACCAUAUUUAUUACACAACCAUUAAAAAUGUGGAGCCCAAGCAGGAACUCAAGGUGUGGUACGCUGCCUCUUAUGCAGAGUUUGUGAAUCAGAAGAUCCAUGACAUAUCUGAGGAGGAAAGGAAGGUUCUCAGAGAGCAAGAGAAGAACUGGCCGUGUUACGAGUGCAAUCGGCGUUUCAUGAGCUCAGAGCAGCUCCAGCAGCACCUCAACUCCCAUGAUGAGAAGCUGGACUUCUUCAGCAGAGCCAGAGGCCGAGGUCGUGGGCGAGGAAAGAGGAGGUUUGGACCAGGCAGACGCCCAGGGCGCCCUCCCAAAUUCAUGCGUAUGGAAGUAACCAGUGAAAAUGGGGAAAAGUGUGAAGAAGGGACGCAGGACUUGCUGCAUUUUUCCAGCAAGGGGCAGUUUGAUGAGGCCGGACAAGCCACACUGAAUGGGUUGGAGCAGCAGGAACAGACUCCAGUGCCAUCAGAGACACAGUCGGCACUGGAGCAGCAGUCGGAAAACCACCCGCUACAAAUCCAGCCACAGCACGAUGAGAGCACGGUGCCUACGCAGAGCACCAUGACAGCAGAUGACAUGAGGCGAGCGAAGCGUAUCAGGAAUGCAGCUCUUCAGCACCUAUUCAUACGGAAAUCCUUUCGCCCGUUCAAAUGCCUCCAGUGUGGGAAGGCCUUCCGUGAAAAGGACAAACUGGAUCAGCAUUUGCGGUUUCACGGACGGGAAGGGAACUGCCCUUUGACCUGUGACAUCUGCAACAAGGGCUUCAUCAACAGCGGUGCUCUCGAGAGCCACAUGAAGUUCCACAUGGACCAGAAAACAUACUCCUGCAUUUUCUGUCCUGAGUCCUUUGACCGCUUGGAUCUGCUUAAAGAUCAUGUGGCCAUCCAUGUCAAUGAUGGCUAUUUCACCUGCCCUACCUGCAAAAAACGCUUUCCAGACUUUAUCCAGGUCAAGAAACAUGUACGCAGUUUCCAUUCAGAAAAGAUUUACCAGUGUACAGAAUGUGACAAGGCUUUCUGCCGUCCUGACAAGCUGCGACUCCAUAUGUUGCGACACUCGGACCGCAAAGACUUCCUGUGCUCCACGUGUGGCAAGCAGUUCAAGAGGAAAGACAAGCUGCGAGAGCACAUGCAGAGGAUGCACAACCCAGAGAGGGAGGCCAAGAAAGCCGAUCGAAUCAGCCGCUCAAAAACAUUCAAGCCUCGGAUAGCUUCCACUGACUACGAAAGCUUCAUGUUCAAGUGCCGACUCUGUAUGAUGGGUUUCCGCCGGAGGGGGAUGUUGGUGAAUCAUUUAUCAAAGAGACAUCCAGACAUGAAAAUAGAAGAGGUGCCAGAGCUCACGUUGCCCAUCAUCAAACCCAACAGAGAUUACUUCUGUCAGUACUGCGAUAAGGUGUACAAGAGUGCCAGCAAACGCAAAGCACACAUCCUGAAGAACCAUCCUGGUGCUGAGCUACCUCCAAGCAUCCGGAAACUGCGUCCUGCGGGUCCAGGAGAGCCAGAUCCCAUGCUGAGCACCCACACCCAGCUGACAGGCACCAUAGCUACCCCUCCGGUCUGCUGUCCUCACUGUUCCAAGCAGUACAGCAGUAAGACGAAGAUGGUACAACACAUUCGCAAGAAGCACCCGGAGUUUGCUCAGCUUCCUAACACAAUACAUGCCCCGCUGGCGACAGCAGUCAUCAGUUCCACUCCUGCCGUUCUAACCACCGACAGCACUACCGGAGAGACUGUUGUGACAACAGAUCUACUGACACAAGCAAUGACAGAGAUAUCCCAGACCCUCACAACAGACUAUCGAACCCCCCAGGGAGAUUACCAGCGAAUCCAGUACAUCCCUGUAUCUCAGGCCACAACUGGCUUGCAGCAGCCUCAGCACAUACAGCUACAGGUUGUUCAAGUGGCCCAGGCUACCUCACCUCACCAGUCCCAGCACUCCACAGUGGACGUUGGGCAGCUUCAUGACCCCCAGACAUACACCCAGCAUGCUAUCCAGGUGCAGCACAUCCAGGUCACAGAGCCAUCGCCAGCAACUCAGUCAUCAUCGCAGGUAUUUCACUCUUCUCUUGCAGGCAAUAUUCUCCUUACCAGUCUGCUCAGCUGGUUGCAGAUGCAGACAACUACAUCUACACCAAACCAAGCCCUCCAGCAGCAGCAAGGGUCCUCAGUUCAGCACACGUAUCUUCCCAGCACAUGGAACUCAUUUCGGAGCUACUCAUCUGAGAUCCAGAUGAUGACCAUUCCACAAGGCCAGUACGUGAUCACAGAGACCGCUGUGGGUACACCGGUCACCACUGUCAACACAGGGCAAGUGAAAGCAGUUACUCAGACUCACUAUGUAAUAUCUGAAGGACAGCCUGAUCUGGAUGUCAAACAAAACUCGUCGCUCUCCAGCGAGGUACAGGUUGGUGUUUCCCAGCCACCAGCCCACACGGAUACCUUGGAAUCACAAACAAGCAGUCAGCAGCAAACCACCCAGUACAUCAUCACUACAACCACCAACGGGAACGGCAGCAGCGAAGUGCACAUCACUAAACCAAGAACUUUCUCAGCGGAACAUGAAUGAAGAAGCCUCUCAGUGUCACUUGCUUGUACUUGUCACCUCCCCCAAAAGCCCAGCUAUAUGGGUAUCCCAGAGCUCAGUAUGUUUUAAAGUAUACGCUCACUUAACUUCAACUAAAAUCUUGGAGCUCUUGUUAAUGCUUUAAAAAGAGGGUUUAAGUCCCCAGUGACCAUGAAGUACCCUCAAAAUCCUUCUGGGAUGCUAUUUUAUGCAGCUUUUAACAAAAAGGAUGAGAGGAGAAGUGAAACCUCUGCUUGCUCUGGACUUUAUUUUUGGCAUGUCUGCUGACCUUUAUUUUUCCUUUUUGGAAGUGUCUCCAGUGAGCAACUUUUUAUUUCAAUUGUAUGGGAAAAAGCUUGCCUAACUGAAGGCGAACCGGCAGAUUGUUGUACGUACAUUUUUAAUAGGAGCCAUUAAACAGGAGGACAUCAUGUCAACUGCCGGAACAUGGCCAAACUGCUUCCUGUGUCUUUGUGUCAGCAGCCAAGGUGGAAGGAAAUAAACCAACGCGAGCAGACUGCCUGGAGAAAAAGAGCAGCAUCAAAGCAGUGGCUCCUUGCGUACGUGUGCGGGGAUGGAUAUAACAAUGAAGCUGUGAAGAUGUGCCGAAGCAGUCCGUUAAACUAUUAUUUUUCCAACCCUCAGGAACUGUUUACAUGCUGUCUGCCCUAUUUUACCAAGCAGUUCCAGAAAGAACAAAAAGUACAGUCUUAAGCCCACGUUUGGCACAAACUGAUUGAAAUCAUAGUAGCACAUAAGGGUAGCACGGAGCCACUGUUGUCUCUCUUCCCCUCCGGUAUUUGCAGGGAAAAUCGCCCUUUUUGCCUGUAAACAAGAAAAGGCUCAACUUGGCCUGUGUAGCAGCUUUUGCUGUGACCUAAAGGUGGUUGUGCCAGAAGAAAAUGAGGGUACAGGAGCACACCUCUGAAGACGUGGGGUAGUUGUCUCUCUUGCCCCCUUGAAGCGGACGUAUCUUUCCCCUUGAAGACUGGAUGGAGAGUUGGUUACUCUGAUUUUCCAAAUACCUUGUUAACAAUGCACUGUAAUUCCUUUGGACAGUUCUGUAAAACGACCAGCCCUGGACUCAGGAAAAGAAGAAACGUGCUAGUGGACCACUAUUUAUGGGACACAGAAAGCCACCUGUGAGGGCUGCCUGCUUUGUUAGACCUG